UCCCCCGCGCAGGCACACCGCGGUCGAGGUGAUACACAUCUGAGCAGACCACCACAACACUGCAAUGUGGAGCACACUUCACUACACGGACGGGCGAUGGACCACAGGCCACAACAGGUGUGCAUCCCAAGUGUGCUAUUACGGAGGAGGAGGAGUCUAGACUACUGUGGAGGCCGCUAUCAUGACGUACACGACCAUGACGUAUCUGUGUACAACAACAAUAAAAUAAUUCACUUAACAGCCAGGCCUUCUGCAUAGCCACUCCCUCGUCAAUCCACCACCAUGCCCGACUCUAAGCUCACCUCCUCAAUCGCCAUCAUCGGCGCCGGCGACGUCGGCGCCACAAUCGCCUACUCCCUCAUCCUCAGCUCCACCACCUCCGAAAUCCUGCUCGUCGACCCGCAAGAAGACCUCCGCGACGCCCAAAUCCAAGACCUCGCCGACGCCGCCGCGCACACCAACACCCCAACCGCCAUCCGCGCCGGCACCCCCGCCGAAGCCGGCCAAUGCGACAUCAUCGUCUUCGCCGCAGGCGCGAAGCAGAAAGAAGGCGAAUCCCGCACCGACCUACUCAGCCGAAAUAAGAGUAUUCUAGAGUCCUCGCUGCACGACAUGCGCCCCUUCGGCGCCCACACCGUGCUCCUCCUCGUCGCCAACCCCGUCGACACCCUCACCCAGCUGGCCCAGCGCGCCUCCGGCCUCCCCACCCCCCGCGUCUUCGGCACCGGCACCACGCUCGACUCCGCGCGCCUGCGCUCCACCCUCGCAUCCCGCGCCCGCGUCGCCACCAGCGCGGUCCACGGCUGGGUGCUCGGCGAGCACGGAUCCAGCCAGGUGGUUGCGUGGAGCGGGGUGCGGAUCGGCGGUGCGGCGCUCGAGGCCGCGCUGCCGUCCGGAGUGUCCGUGGACAAAGAGGCUGUGGCCGCGGAUGUGAGGGAUACGGCGGCGCGCGUGAUUGCCGGCAAGGGGUCGACGAAUUUCGGGAUCGGGGCUGUGGCGGCGGGGUUGUGUGGGAGUGUGCUCCGGGAUGAAGGGGUGGUGCGGGUGGUGAGUUGGUGGCACGCGGAGUUGGGGGUUUGUCUGAGUUCGCCGGCGGUGGUGGGGCGGGGGGGUGUGGUGAGGGGGGUGGAUGGGGGGUUUAGUGAGGAGGAGAGGGAGGGGUUGGAAGAGAGUGCUAAGGCGCUGAGGGGGGUGCUGGAGGAGCUUGAGAAGGAGGAGGGGGAGGGGAAGGGGGAGAACGAGAAGAACGAGGAGAAGGAAAAGAACGAGAAGGGGGAGGAGAAGUCAUAGUCGGUGUUUUUGUGGUCGACCACGUGACUGAGACUUACAAACGCGGACAGCCGUGUUCAUGUCCAUCCUUGUCUGCAGCUAUGUGUCAGCAUGCACGAAUCCACG
This is a messenger RNA of Boeremia exigua, 1395 nucleotides long. Its product is annotated as lactate dehydrogenase/glycoside hydrolase. Gene Ontology annotation, biological process: carboxylic acid metabolic process. The transcript is spliced from 2 exons. The record is from RefSeq and is a predicted model, not a curated record. Gene Ontology annotation, molecular function: oxidoreductase activity, acting on the CH-OH group of donors, NAD or NADP as acceptor. Lineage: Eukaryota; Fungi; Ascomycota; Dothideomycetes; Pleosporales; Didymellaceae. The coding region runs from base 283 to 1290 and encodes 335 amino acids.